Messenger RNA from Chrysochloris asiatica (Cape golden mole), 1134 nucleotides. Its product is annotated as HLA class I histocompatibility antigen, B-15 alpha chain-like. The transcript has 8 exons. Gene Ontology annotation, molecular function: signaling receptor binding; peptide antigen binding. The record is from RefSeq and is a predicted model, not a curated record. NCBI's taxonomy places the organism in Eukaryota, Metazoa, Chordata, Mammalia, Afrosoricida, Chrysochloridae. Gene Ontology annotation, biological process: immune response; positive regulation of T cell mediated cytotoxicity; antigen processing and presentation of endogenous peptide antigen via MHC class I via ER pathway, TAP-independent. The coding region runs from base 1 to 1134 and encodes 377 amino acids. Gene Ontology annotation, cellular component: external side of plasma membrane.
AUGGCGCCCUGGGCAUUCCUCCUGCUGCUCUCCAGAGCCCUGGUCCUGACUCAGAUCCGGGCAGAUACCCACUCCUUGAGGUAUUUCGUCACCGCCAUGUUCUCGCCUGGCCAAAGGGAGCCCCGUCUCAUCGCAGUCGGCUACAUGGACGACACACAGCUUGGGCGGUUCGACAGCGAUCCCCGGAAUCCGAGAGCAGAACCGGUAUUACAGUGGAUGGAGCGGAUGGAACAGGAGUUUUGGGACGAGCAGACACAGAUCUCUAAGGAGAGAUUACGUACCUACCGAGAGCAGCUGAGGACCCUGCGCGAAUACUACAACCAGAGCGAGACCGAGUCUCACACCUAUCAGGGUCUGUAUAGCUGCGAUGUGGGUCCGGAUGGCCGCCUCCUCCGUGCGUACAAUCAGCGAGCUUAUGAUGGUGCCGAUUACAUCUCCCUGAAUGAGGACCUGCUUACCUGGACAGCGGCGAAUACAGCCGCUCAGAUCACCAAGGGCAAAUGGGAGGAAACCGGUUGUGCUGAGUUCUACAAGACUUACUACCUGGAGGGCAAGUGCCUGGAGUGGAUCCCUAAAAUCCUUGAGGUGGGGAAGGAGACGCUGCUGCGCACUGACCCUCCAAAGGCACAUGUGACUCACCACCCCAUCUCUGAACGUGAGGUCACACUGAAGUGUUGGGCCCUGGGCUUCUACCCUGCUGCGAUCACCUUUACCUGGCAGCUGGAUGGAGAGGACCAGUCCCAGGACAUGAAGCUUGUGGAGACCAGGCCGUCGGGAGAUGGGACCUUCCAGAAGUGGGCAUCCGUGGUGGUUCCCUCAGGAGAGGAACAGAGAUACACAUGCCAUGUGCAGCACAAGGGCCUGCUUGAGCCCCUCACUGAAAGAUGGAAACUGCCUUCCCAGCCUACCAUCCUUAAUGAGGGACUCAUUGCUGGCCUGGUUCUCCUUGGAGCUAUGAUUCUGGGAACUGUGACUGUUGUAGCUAUGAAGAGGAAGAAAAGGAGCUCAGGUGGAAAGGAAGCAAGCUACACACCAGCUUCAAGCAGUCAUGGUGACAGAGCCCAGGGCUCUGAUUUGUCCCUUACACUUUCUAAAGGUAUCAGGCCAAGUGUUAGUGACAAAACGGAGCUAUAA